GGAGGGGCUGGAGGACUGGAGGCGGGUUUUGGCCCUAGUGGGUUGCGAGCCUCCAGCGAGCCUCAUCUGACCAGAGCGGGAGUUUCCGGUGCCUCGCGCUGGCCUUUGGAGGAAAAUGAAAGUGAAAGGGGCAAGAGGGGACUUAGAGAGCGCAGCGCCAUGAAGCCUCUGCCCCUGCUCAUCGCUGUGGCUUUGGGCCUGGUGCCCGCCGUCUCUGCUGGGCUGGAGGCGAUUGAGUGCUGGUUCGUGGAAGAUGCAGGUGGGGGUGCCCUGAACAAGAAACCUGCCACAUUGCUGCUGCGCCAGGGACCCAGGGGCCCCCCACCCCGGCCAGACCUUGACCCUAAGCUGUACUUGAAGGUGGAUGACCGAGCAGGGAUGCUCCUGGCUGCCUUCAGGCGGUACCCCUCGGGCGCCCCCGCACCACACUGCGAGAUGACCCGCUUCAUCCCGUUCCCCGCCUCAGCGAACUGGGCUAGACAUCUGAUCUCGCAGCAGAGCUGCCCGCGGGCCCUAGACGGGGAUUGGCUGAUGGUCAGCGUGUCCAGCACUGUCUUCAGCCUCUCUAGCCUGCUGCGACCACAGCCGGAGCCUCUGCGGGAGCCCGUCCUCAUCACCAUGGCAACAGUGGUGCUGACUGUGCUCACCCACAGCCCCGCCCCUCGGAUCCAGCUGGGAAAAGAUGCAGUGCUGGACCUGAGCUUUGCGUACAUGCCCCUCGCUCCGGAAGAUGCUCCGUCUCCGGCUACAGGUCCCCCUCCCUUUGGGCUGGAGUGGCGACGCCAGCACAGGGGAAAAGGUCACUUGCUGCUGGCUGCGACUCCUGGGCUGGUUGAAGAAAUGCCACCAGCCCGAGAAAAGGCUGUAGCGUUUGCUGGUUGGGAUGACAAUGAGCCCUGGGGCCCAUGGACGGGGAACGGGACCUUCUGGCUGCCGGCUGUGAGACCGUUUCAGGAGGGUGCCUACCUGGCUACUGUGCACCUGCCCUAUCUGCAGGGACAGGUCUCCCUGCAGCUGACUGUGCACAAGUCCCCCAAAGUGUCUCUGACCCCAGCACCCCUCGUGUGGGCUGCCCCGGGAGAGGCACCCCCGGAACUGCUCUGCCUCGUGUCCCACUUCUACCCUGCGGAGGGCCUGAAGGUGGAGUGGGAGCUCAGAGGUGGUCCGGAAGGCGGUUCCAGAAAGGCCGAGGGGGAGAUGUGGCUCUCCACCGUCCGCCACCAUUCUGAUGGCUCUGUCAGCCAGGCCGGGCACCUGCGGCUGCCCCCAGUCACUGCCCAGCAACAUGGAGUCCGCUAUGCCUGUCGGGUCCACCACCCCAGCCUGCCAGUAUCCGGUCGCAGUGCUGAAGUCACCCUGAAAGUGGCAGGCCUCUCCGGACCCUCAGUCGAGGACAGCAUCGGCCUGUUCCUGUCCGCUUUCCUCCUCCUGGGACUCAUCAAGGCACUAGGCUGGAUGGCUGCUUACCUGACCAUUGGUGAAGACUCAAAGGUAACAGCUGCCAGCCUGGACUCAAAGAAGUCAGAGUAAAGACACUCAAUUCAGUGGAUGCCACCUUCUCCUUUGCUCCAAAUGACUCCAGGAGCUCCUCCCCUAAACAGCAUCCCUUCAAGUCAUCUACUCCCUCCGUCCAAUGGCUGGGUUUUUCUGUAUCUUACUUUUGUUGUUGUUUUGUUAUUGUUUUUAGCCUUGGCUAGCUUGGGUCUCACCAAACCAACCAGGCCAGCCUUGAAGUCCCAGAGAUCCACCCGCCUCUGCCUCUGGAGUAGCAUUGGCCACUUUGCCUCGGUGACUGGUUUUCCUUUUGUUCUUUAAAGACACAUCUAGUGUUCUUAAGCUUCUAGGGCAGUGGUUCUCAAAAAGAUGGGUCCUGAUACAUGUUAAGAAUGACCAAGAAGCCCAAAAAGGUUUUGUUAUGUGGGCUACAGCUAUUGAAACUAAAAUUAAAAAACAAAACAAAAAAACCCAAGAUAUAUACCACACUCCGGAGGUAGAGGCAGGUGGAUCUCUGAGUUUCAUGCCACCCUGAUCUACAAUAGGGAGUUCCAGGUCAGCCAGGGUGCGGUUCUGUUGAGAGAGCUAAACACAAGAAAAUACAAGCAUGCUGGGUGGUACUGUGGUGGCCCACACCUUUGAUUCCAGCACUCGGGAGGCAGAGGUUCGAGGCUAGCCUGAUAUACAGAGCGAGUUCCAGGAUAGCCUCCAAAGCUACACAGAGAACCCGUGUAUAAUUAUAUCAUACACACUCUGCAAUCACAGAGUCACAGGGUCAAGAAGCACCACUGUAUGCUCUAGAGCAGUGGUUCUUAACCUGUAGGUCAGGACCCCUGUAAGACCGUUGGGAAUAUCAGAUAUCUACAUUAGAAUGUAUAACAGCAGCAAAAGUAUAAAGUAGCAAUGAAAAUAAUUUUAUGGCUGGGCUCACCACUAUGAGAAACUAUUAAAAGGGUCGUAGCAUUAGGAAGGUUGAGAACCACCGCCUGGAUAAUUACAAUGACUAAGGGAUCAUAGCAUCUUAAUGUCCGGGGCCCCUGGGACAGGUCACCACGGUCCCGGUGUGUCCCAUAACCGACUACUGCCUACCUCGCCAGCUCUCCUCGCAUGCCACAGCGCUCCCUCUCUCUACCCUCACCGUCUCUGGGGUCCAGUCCUGAUGGGCCCCCGAGUGUCCCGGUCGUGCGGUUCACCGGCCAUACUUAAAGGAUGUCGGUCCUCCCCCGCCGCCGGGCACCGGUCUGGUUGUGUGCCAAUAAAGUUUUUCCGUGCGA
Mesocricetus auratus (golden hamster) is the source of this 2768-nucleotide messenger RNA. RefSeq names its product TAP binding protein (gene Tapbp). Gene Ontology annotation, cellular component: membrane. Lineage: Eukaryota; Metazoa; Chordata; Mammalia; Rodentia; Cricetidae. The transcript has 8 exons. Gene Ontology annotation, biological process: antigen processing and presentation of endogenous peptide antigen via MHC class I. The coding region runs from base 160 to 1530 and encodes 456 amino acids. The record is from RefSeq and is a predicted model, not a curated record.